Actinia tenebrosa (Australian red waratah sea anemone) is the source of this 1525-nucleotide messenger RNA. RefSeq lists its product as uncharacterized. The record is from RefSeq and is a predicted model, not a curated record. NCBI's taxonomy places the organism in Eukaryota, Metazoa, Cnidaria, Anthozoa, Actiniaria, Actiniidae.
UCAGACAUCUGUCAAAAAAAAUGGCGGAAGGGUCAGAGGAAGGAGGUUCGAUGGAUGGAUCAAGUAAUACUAUCACAUCCAGCCGAUCCUCACCUCCAAGCUCACCCAUUAAAUACUCUAGAUCUGGCCAGACGGUACGAAUACCUGUUACUAGAAUACGAUGUGGAAAAUGGGAUAUUCGCAGUGAAGAAAGAUGGCUASAAUACACACCUUCUUGUACCUCUUUAAAAAUAGUCUUCCAUGACCGACAACACUUUGAUCACGAAGAAUGUAAAUUAUUUUACUUGGACGAUAUAUCUGCCGCUGAUCUGAGGAUUACUACUAAGUUUGGGUGCCUGGAUGCAAUGAACUGCGUAUUAACCUUAGAAUGUAUGAGAAAAAUAGAAAUCUCGGGAAGCGAUCAAGACAUCAGCUGUGUUGAUGCUCUAGUGGCAGAACUAACAUUCCAUGUUAACUACACUGGGCAAGUUCGAGACAUUAUGCGAUCUCUUAGACAAGCAAAGAUAACUGCGGAUGCUGAAACUCUUGAUCAAAACGAACACGAAUUGCUGGAUUACAACAGCUCCAAACUACGCGAGGGACUCCCAGACUGGGUUCAGUACAUUCCCAUUAAAGUGUACACACCCUUUGUCCGGGGAACCAUCGAGUUUGUUCUUACUUUCUAUACCAUUUUUUCAAUUCUGUGGGCCUUAUGGCAACUAUAUCGCCAUGUAGAUUUUAUACGAGCUUAUGUUCGCCCGGUCAUCGAUAUGCUUAUUUUUCAGAUCAAAUCUCUGGAGAAGUUCAUUCAAGUAGCUAAUACCGUGUUUGAGGAAUUCACCAAGCAAUGGCUUGCAUACCUAAAACCAGUUUAUGUUAUCAUUUCUUCCUUUGCUACGCCUUUGGUUGCAUGCGGUCAACAAUUGUUCUCAGCACUAUCCAGUUUAUUAGAUGUAGUCAGAGUCACCUUUCAGCCGUUCAUCAGCAUAUUUCAACCGUGUUUUCAUGUGUUGGGAAUUAUUUUUAUCAAAGCACCAACAGCCGUUCUGAAGCCCAUGUACRAUAUAUUUACUACAGUAUGGUCUGUUGUGCGUGAUUUACUUGGACAAAUGCUAUAUUCUUCACGAAUUGUUGAAUUUAUCAAGACCUUUUUCCAAACGCUUGGAGAAUUUUUUGAAAGGAGCGUAAGACUGGACCCUCUAAGAGCUCAAUUGAUUCUUAUGAGGUCUAAUGUUCUGAACAGUGGAAAGGCUGUUGGUCUUGGAAUGGUGUAUAUCUACAAAACCAUUGAAAGAAGGGUGUGGCUUGUUUUUAGGAGAACACCUGAUGACAAAGAAGACUGACUUUUCAUUUAUUACAAAUGUAACCCACAAAUUGCCUCAACCAAAGAAAAUAUUUAUUUUUUAAAUUAUUGCAACAUUAAAAACUGGGCAGGGUUUUACAUCCAUCUAAAAGAAAACUUGAAAGUUACAUGUAUAUGAAUAUGUGGUUAAGCAAAUGAGUGUGGAAAAAAAACAUGAAUAAAUUCUGCUCUGUUGAUGACUGA